AUGAAUGUUGAGAAUGUGGAACAAUGCGGUGAUUCUCUCACAGUUGAAGAAGUGGUUGAAGUUACGAACGAUGGAAAAUUGUUAUGGGAUGAGUCACUCAUUGAAAAGUUCGUGAAUAUUAUGGUGGAAGAAGUUAAGGCUAAUAAUCGUAGUGGCACAACAUUUAGUAAAAGUGGUUGGAGUAAUUUAGUCAAACAAAUGAAUGUUCAAACGGGGAGAAAAUUUGGUUUAACCCAACUUUGGAAUAAGUUUAAUGGUUUGAGGAAAAUUUAUACUGAGUUUAAGAAAUUAUUAUCGGAGACUGGCGUGGGAUAUAACCAUGAGACGGGCAUGGUUAUAAUUGAGGAAGAGAGAUGGGACAGGUUGUGCAAGGUUGUUACGAAUGCAAAUAAGUAUAAAAAGUAUGGAUGUAAGCAUUUUGACAAGAUGUCGACUAUAUUUGGGGACACAUAUGCAAGAGGGAUGCAUGCCCACCCAUCCACUACAGCACCACCCACAAUUAUUUUGCCCACUCCCAAUGAUGACGAUGAUGAGGAAGAGGGUUGUGAGGUCAGUCCCCCACCUUUACGUAAAGGUAAGAAAGCCAAAAGAGAUGCUUUAUCUCCUGGUAUAGCUGCACUCUUGUCAAACAUGAAUGAGAAUUCUGAGAGGAGAGCUGAGAGAAUGGAAGCUGCAACAGAGAAAGCGGCUAAAGCAUCUUCUACUUCUACUCGUGUAGCUUCAUGUGAGAAAGGAGAUGAUGAAGUUCUCUCUCCCUAA
Messenger RNA from Cornus florida, 759 nucleotides. RefSeq lists its product as uncharacterized. The transcript is spliced from 2 exons. NCBI's taxonomy places the organism in Eukaryota, Viridiplantae, Streptophyta, Magnoliopsida, Cornales, Cornaceae. Bases 1 to 759 code for a protein of 252 amino acids. The record is from RefSeq and is a predicted model, not a curated record.